GUCGGGCUCACCGGGGGCCGUUAACCCGAUGCGAGACAAGUACUUCCCCACGUCCAUGUCUACAGAAGUCAUUUUGGCAGUCUACUUUCACUUUCAACCACAAAGUUUGGAUAAACUACUAUUAAACAAGCCCCACGUUGACUGACCGGCCGUGGACACUCCCUUUUCCCCAGCAGAGGGAGAAAGAUGGCGCCCACACACGUACUGAGAUGCUGUCAACGGGGCUUAGCAUGGAUACCUGUGAUUUUUAUCGCCCUGGUCGUCUGCUGGUCGUAUUACGCCUACGUGGUGGAGCUUUGUAUAUUCACCAUCACGAGUAUAGGAGAGCAGAUUGUCUACCUGAUCUUCUUCCACCUCUCUUUCAUCAUGUUUGUAUGGUCUUACUGGAAGACCAUAUUCACCAAGCCUGCCAACCCCUCCAAAGAGUUUUGCCUGCCCAAGGCUGAGAAGGAGCGUUAUGAGAAGGAAGAGAGGCCAGAGUCCCAGCAGGAGAUCCUGUGGAGAGCAGCCACCAGCCUGCCUCUGUACACCCGAACAGGAGCUGGAGCAAUCCGUUACUGUGACCGCUGUCAAGUGAUCAAGCCGGACCGAUGUCAUCACUGCUCAGCAUGUGACAUGUGUGUACUAAAGAUGGACCAUCACUGUCCCUGGGUGAACAACUGUGUAGGAUUCUCCAAUUACAAGUUCUUCAUCCUCUUCCUGGCCUACUCGCUGCUGUACUGUUUGUUCAUUGCUGCCACAGUUCUACAGUAUUUCAUAAAGUUCUGGACACUUUGCCGGAGGAAAUCGGCAGAGAACUGCCCAAAGAAUGAGCUGCCAGACACUCACGCCAAAUUCCAUGUCUUGUUUCUUUUUUUUGUGGCGGCCAUGUUCUGCAUCAGUAUUUUGUCCCUCUUUAGCUACCACCUGUGGCUUGUAGGGAAGAACAGGUCUACUAUAGAGGCGUUCAGAGCACCAGUCUUUAGAACAGGCUCUGAUAAGAAUGGCUUUUCUCUGGGUUUCCGGAAGAAUAUUGCUCAGGUCUUCGGUGACCAGAAGAAGUACUGGCUGCUGCCCGUCUUCACCAGCCAGGGAGACGGCCUGACGUUCCCCACUCGGCUGGUCAACGUUGAUGCAGAGCAGGCCACGGUGACUCUGCAUCCAGAGCCAAAUAAAAGUUCUGCCGAUGUCCCUGUGAGCCCGCUCAGCGAAUCCCAGAAUCGCCUCCUGAGCAACGAGCAGCAUGCCAACAACACCGGAGACCAUCUGGCUAAUAACACUCUCAAAUCAGCUGAAAGUGAAACCAUUACAAUCUCCAUGGAGAGUGAGUCUUAACCAGGAGAAACACCUCAGUCAUCUAAUAUGAUGCCUUAAGCAACACAACCGUUUAGCUCAUCACCAUGGCAACAAUCCCUCAGUGGAACCACAUCCCCACAGACCCAUUCAGAGUAACUAUGGAAAUGCAGUCAAUUUGCCCGUCACAGCACAGCAAUGCAUUUAUAGUGUUGGCAUUUUUGCAUGCAGUCUCAUAAGCACAUCUCACACCUACUCCCAGAAGACAUGUGAUACAAGCUUGUUCCCAGGCUCACCAAUGCAUACACACACGCUAACAGCCACACAUUCAGCUAUAUACCUAUUUCUUUGUGCUGUUUUUUUUUU
Messenger RNA from Amphiprion ocellaris (clown anemonefish), 1638 nucleotides. It is a transcript of the gene zdhhc20b, whose product is annotated as zinc finger DHHC-type palmitoyltransferase 20b. Gene Ontology annotation, cellular component: endoplasmic reticulum; Golgi apparatus. Gene Ontology annotation, molecular function: protein-cysteine S-palmitoyltransferase activity. The transcript has 15 exons. Gene Ontology annotation, biological process: peptidyl-L-cysteine S-palmitoylation; protein targeting to membrane; synaptic vesicle maturation. Lineage: Eukaryota; Metazoa; Chordata; Actinopteri; Pomacentridae. The record is from RefSeq and is a predicted model, not a curated record. The coding region runs from base 187 to 1314 and encodes 375 amino acids.